CCGGGAGCCAGCAGACACAUACUGAUACGCAGCUGCGACCGUAGGAGGCGAGGGGGACAAAAUAAUAAAUACAAUACAGAGCGCGACUUUCUGAAAGUACGAUUCUGUCGAAUGAAUACGUUUACAGUGAUUAAAAAGACCAAUGCAUACGACAUAUUGGCUGUAGAGACGCCGUGCAGACCACCAGUCUGGUAGCUAUAAACAGUGAAGUGGUGCAAAAGGAGGAGGACAGGAAAUAAAGGAGUUGCCUGGAGGGUCUCCAUCAAUCCGCAUUUCAGCUGGAGGGAGAGAAAAAGGCACGGAGAGCAAGAGAGAAAGGAGAAGAGGAGUGCGGGUCGCGUCUGCUCCUGGCAGCUGUUCCAGCAGCCUGUUCGUUGUUUUGGCUGUUAUUUCGUUCUGGAGUUUUCUUUUUGAUGAAUCGGUUUAUAUUUUAAACUUUAAUGUGAGAUAUUACUGCUGUAAAAAGAAAGGAAGAAGAAAACUAGCAAACAGUUUUAUUUUUGUUCCAUUGUUGAUUUUUCCAUGGUUCUUUUGUUUAUUUUUUAUGUUUAACAACCUUUUUGGGCUGUGAGUAGCAGGAGCUUCCAUUCUCCAAACUAUUGUUGAAACCCCUUCCUUAACUAGUUAGGACCUGAUAACCUGAUAUUCCUCAAGCACCUGAAACUGGCAGCUAUUCUCUUUGUGUCUGUGUGUUUGGGGAGCUCUGUGACCACAGCUUAAGCACCACUCAGCCUUCUAGUCACCUAAGCCUAACUAAAGCAAGCCAGCUCUAGCCUGGUCCAGCUCAGUCCAGCCUGCUCCGAUCAUCUGGACAGGAUACUCAGUUCUGUGUGGACGUGAGGAAUAUGACUGCUGAGACUCUUAACUUCGGCCCAGAAUGGCUCCGUGCACUGUCCAGUGGGGGGAGUGUGACGUCCCCCCCUCCUUCCCCCGCCAUGCCAAAGUACAAGCUGGCCGAGUACCGCUACGGCCGAGAGGAGAUGUUAGCACUUUAUAUCAAAGACAACAAGGUCCCAGAGGACAUGCAGGAUAAGGAGUUUGCUGCUAUUCUGCAAGAUGAGCCCAUGCAGCCACUGGCACUGGUGCCUCUCACUGAGGAGGAGCAGAGAAACUUCUCCAUGUCUGUGAACAGUGUGGCGGUGCUGAGGCUCAUGGGAAAAGGGGUGGGCGGGGCUGCCCCAGCUGGAGUGGUCCGAGGACGAGGGGCCGCACGAGGUGGUCGAGGUCGUGGUCGUGGUGAAGGUGGUUUCUACCAAAGAAGUAUUGAAGAGUCAGAAGUGGGUUUUGGCCGCAGUGUGAGAGAGAUUCACCGCAGCCAGAGCUGGGAUGACCGGGGCGAGCGACGCUUUGAGAAGCCGCUGCGUCGGGAGGUGGGGCGUCCAGGCUUUGAAGAGACAGGAGUUCCUCCUGGUCCUCUAAGGAAGGAGUUUGCAAGGGCUGACAGUGAUAACUGGCGCACCCUCCGGGAGGAGCAGGAGGAGGAAGAGGCAGAGCCGGGCAGCAGCUGGAGACUCACUGGACCUCGUAGGGAGGAUGGUGGUCCUCGCUCAGCAGGCUGGCGGGAUCAUCUCGGUCCAGGUGAGGGUCGUCGGAGGAAGUUUGAUUUCGACUUCCGGGACUCUGACGGUCAGGGUGGUGGACGCCGGCGUGCAGGCAGUGAGGGACUGGAGGAUGACAGGGACGGCCUGCCGGAGUGGUGUACAGACGAGGAGGAAGGGGGAUUGGGCACUUUUGACUCCUCCGGAGCUUUCAUGACUAUGAAGGAUGGCAAGGAGACAAUCCUGGAGGAGGACUUUGACUUUAAGGGGAUAGAAGAGGAGGAAGAGGAGAGCUACGCUGACACUGGGAGGAAUAGUGUUGAAGGAGACAGAGAGAAGGAGAGUAAAGAUGCCGGCUCUACUGUAGGUGAUGGAGAGACAAAGCUUGCAUCGCCCUCCUCCUCUCCUCCUGUCCACUGUGCCCCUCCGUUCCUGGAGCCGCGGCCCAGCAAUGUUGGACAAGUGCUGGACCACCUUCAGCUGAACAGCCAUGCUGUCAAGGUCAACAGCACACCCAGCGAAGACGUGACUCCAGUAGGGGGCUCCAAGCCGCAGCUGAGCCCAAACCCUCCCACCUCGUCCAGCUUGCCUCCCCCACCCCCUUCCUCUGCAGCUCCUCUUCUCCCUUCAUCUGGAGGAGACACAGAGGACGAUGAGGGCAUGAAGCACCUGCAGCAGGAGGCAGAGAAGAUGGUGGCUUCACUGCAGGACACUUCAUUGGAGGAGGAAUGCUUCACCCAGGCUCUCCAGCAGCAGCAGGAGAGCAGGAACACAGCAGCAGCUCUGCCGCUGUCACAUGAGGCUGCCAUGAAGUGGUUUUAUAAGGACCCACAGGGAGAGAUCCAGGGUCCCUUCACCACAGUGGAGAUGUGUGAGUGGUUCCAGGCAGGCUACUUCACCAUGACACUGCUGGUGAAGCGGGGCUGUGACGAGGGCUUCCAACCCCUGGGAGACGUCAUCAAGAUGUGGGGCCGUGUGCCCUUCGCCCCAGGGCCCUCCCCGCCGCCCCUGCUGGUGAGACAGCAACCACCGACGCAGCGCCCGCAGCCCACCCGAGGGCCCGCCGGGACUGUGAGUCAGAGCUCUGCCAACGUAGAGGAUGGGGAAGGGAGGAUGCAGAGGAGAGGGAAGCUUGAUAGACAGGUUACGGGGAACCUGGACCAGGAGCGCCUGAAAAAGCAACAGGAGCUGGCAGCAGCAGCUCUUUAUCAGCAGCUCCAACAACAGCAGCUAUUCCAGCUCAUUAACAGGUGCAGUGAGCCGGGUAUGAUGCCUUCGAUUAACAGAUCGAUGUCAGUGCCAGAUACAGGGUCCAUGUGGGACAUGCAUACCUCAGCUUCACAGCCGUCAGGCGGUGAAGCCAGUCUUUGGGACAUAACAAUGAAUCCCUCUACUCAGGGUCCAACUCUCGAACAGCUUCAGAAGCUCCAGCAGGAGAGGCGAGACGCUGAACUCAGGGCGAAGCGUGAGGAGGAGGAGCAGCGUAAGAGGAGGGAGGAGAAGAGGAGGCAACAAGAAGAGCAGAAGAGGAGGGAGGAAGACGAGCUCUUCAGACGCAAGCAGUGUCGACAGCAGCAGGAACUGAUCAUGAAGUUGCUGCAGGCCCCCCAGCAGCAGGGUCCUGGGGCAGGUGGCUCAGGCUGGAGCGGGGCUCCCUCCUCUGGGCUCGCCAAGGCAGGGAAGCCCCAGGCUCUGGCUCUGCUGGAAAUGCAGCAGGAGACAGAGAGGCUACUAAAGCAGCAGCAGCAACAGCGAGCCCAGCAGCAGAGAGAUCGCCACUGUGGCAUGUCUAUGGGGAGCUCCUCCAUGGGGGGGCAAUGGGUGGAUGGUGUUGGCAUGUGGGGCGGGCCUGGAGGCAUGGAGGGUAAGGGUGGCAGUGGAGGCUCUUCAGGCAGCAUGGGCAUGUGGGACGAGGCUGUGAAGAAUCAGUCCGGUCUGCGUGGCAACAGCAACAAUAACAUGGGCUUGAAGAACAGCCGCAGCAGCCCCUCACUCAGUGAGCAGUACAUGAUGCGUCGUAAGAGGACUGAGGAUGAGGACAAGCUGCUGAAGCUGCUGCAGGGCAUGAAGCCUCAGGACGGCUUCACCACCUGGUGUGAACAGAUGCUGCACGCUCUCAACACCUCUGCCAACAACUCUUCCUCCUCUGUGGAUGUUGCCACAAUUGUGGCCUACCUGAAGGAGGUGGAGUCUCCCUAUGCAGUGCUGGACUUUAUCCGGUCCUACCUGGGGGACACAGUGGAAGCCAAAGAGUUCGCCAAACAGUUUCUGGAGCGACGUGCCAAACAGAAAGCCAACCAACAGAGACAGCAGCAGCAGCUAUCAAAGGAAGUGGCUGGAAUGAACAUGAACUUCCCUCUGCAGGACUCAAUGCGAGGUAUGACUCCCAGUGCCCUGCAGUCCAUGUUUCAAGCCAACCACAUGAGCAAGGCUGGUCUCUAUGACAACCAGGGGGGAAAGAUGAAGAAGAAACCGCCCAUGAUGCUGCACUCUGACCCCAGCAUCUUAGGGUACUCAUUCCACAACGCGGGCGACUGUCUGAGCCUGAAUGAGAUGGAGAUGGUGGAGGAUUACUGAUGUGACCGACGCAGCAGCAAUAGCUACCUGAGGCCUUCUGUCUUUUAAUCAGACAAACCUGAUGACGAAUGUGCACUGCUGGGGGAA
Labrus bergylta (ballan wrasse) is the source of this 4202-nucleotide messenger RNA. It is a transcript of the gene gigyf1a, whose product is annotated as GRB10 interacting GYF protein 1a. Lineage: Eukaryota; Metazoa; Chordata; Actinopteri; Labriformes; Labridae. Gene Ontology annotation, molecular function: protein binding. Gene Ontology annotation, cellular component: cytosol. The record is from RefSeq and is a predicted model, not a curated record. Gene Ontology annotation, biological process: insulin-like growth factor receptor signaling pathway.